AAAAAUUAAUAGACAAAGUUUUUCAACUAAUAAAAAAGCUAAAUAACUAUUAAAAAUAAAUCUCGUAUAUAAAACUAAAGCAAUUUUUACAUAAUAAUUAUAUAAUGAUUUACAUAAAAAGAGACCCCUUUCCCAUCAAUGAUCUAAUAAAGUCAAAUAAGGAUAAGAUCCAAACAAAUCUGGAUGACUUUAGUAACGCUAAAGUCGAGUCAAAGUUUCAAGAAUUGAAGCAUGAAUUGAAUAUUAACGACGACUACUCUAUCAAACUAAACGAGUUUAAAGGGAAAGCCUUUCCCCGACUCUGGGAACAGUUGUCGACUACCAGUGCUCUAAUGCUGUUACAACUGAUUCUCUACAACGACUAUAAGAUCCAAAAAUCACAACUAAUUAAGAGUGCUUUGAAGGCAUCAUUGGUCCCGCAAUUGGUUAACAUUUAUGAGACAACU
Molecule: messenger RNA, 446 nt
Organism: Oppiella nova
Lineage: Eukaryota; Metazoa; Arthropoda; Arachnida; Sarcoptiformes; Oppiidae
Source: the annotation of a GenBank genome assembly